This is a messenger RNA of Eleginops maclovinus (Patagonian blennie), 3240 nucleotides long. RefSeq names its product tripartite motif containing 25, like (gene trim25l). The coding region runs from base 96 to 2510 and encodes 804 amino acids. The transcript is spliced from 16 exons. The record is from RefSeq and is a predicted model, not a curated record. Gene Ontology annotation, molecular function: protein binding; zinc ion binding. NCBI's taxonomy places the organism in Eukaryota, Metazoa, Chordata, Actinopteri, Perciformes, Eleginopidae.
UUUCUGUCUGUCAGUCCUUAUUAGACCUACCUCUUGAUCUUCUUCUUCCACUGUUCUUCUUCCAUCUUGGACUACUUGCUUCAGACAAUCUCAGCAUGAGUGCCAAACUGUGGACAGAGGAGCAGUUUAACUGCCCUGUGUGUCUGGAUCUCCCAAAUGAUCCAGUAACCAUCCCCUGUGGGCACAGCUACUGCAUGGGCUGCAUCAAGGACUACUGGAGCAAGAAUGAUCCCAAGGGCUGCUACAGCUGCCCCCAGUGCCGCAAGUCCUUCAGCCCCAAGCCCUUCCUGUCGAGAAACACCAUGCUGGCUGAGGCUGUAGAGCAGCUCCGCAAAGGGGCGCACAAAGCCGAUGUCCGUGAAUCUAUUCGGGUUGCCUCAUCCAAAAGCAAAAGAAAACUCUCCUCCUCUGCGGUGUUAUGUGACUUGUGCAAAGGAGAACAGCGAGCAGCGGUCAAGAGCUGCCUGGUGUGUAUGAGUUCCUUCUGCGAAGUCCACCUGAAGCCCCACAAGACCAAGAAGUCCCUGAGCAAGCACGAGCUGAUAGCACCCACAAGCAAUCUGGCAGAGAAGAUCUGCUCGGAGCACAAAUACCUGCAAGAGUUUUUCUGUCGCCAGUGCAAAGUGUUCGUCUGCUGGCUGUGCACCAGCAACCAGCACAAAGGCCACGAGUGUGUGUCCACCAAGGUCGAGCGUUUGGAGAAACAGAAACUGAUGUCAGAGAUGCAGACAGAGAAUCAGCAGAGACUGAAGGAGAGAGAGCAGGAGCUGAAAGACAUGAAGAAGAUGAUGGAUGUGACGAAGCGUUCUUCAGACAUGGUCCACGACGACACUGAGCAGGUGCUGUCUGAGCUGCAGUGCUCAGUGGAGCGUCUGCAGGAGCUGCUCGAAGACGUUCUGGAUCAGGCCAGCCUGCAGAAGAUGGGCCAGGCUCAGGAGGUCACCGACAGCCUGGAGGCGGAGGUCAAAGAGCUGAGGAAGAGGGACAAGGAGAUGAAGGACCUGGCCGGCUGUGAGGACCACAUCUACUACCUGGAGACAUACGAGUCCUUGUGCAACCCCCUGGAGUCCGGAGACCUUCCCACUGUGGUGGUCAAUCCAGAGGCUUCCUUUGAGCCGGUACGAGAUGCCAUCCUAGACCUCAGGGACAAAAUCGAGGAACUGUGCAACCAGGAGCUGGGCAAGAUCACCAAACAAGUCAACGAUACAACGCUGUUCACUCUCCGAGACCCUAAUCACUCAGGACAUAAAGGGGGGAUUUUUAAAUUGUUUUCUGGUCUUGGUUCUCGAAGCACAAACAGCCGUUCUCCAGCCCCUACUCCCAGUAUCUCAGUGGGAGCCCGUACUGACAGACGAGGACUUGGUAUAGGCCUCAAAAGUCAAGAUGUGCGGAGUAGAGACACUCCACGAGCAGACAGAGGAAACGCGAGUUCACCCAGACCCCGGGACAGGCAGAGGAGAGAGGAAAGAGACACAGUGCGGGAGACCCACCCCACUCCCAGCCCCACUCCCAGCCGCUCUCAAUCUGUUUGGAGCCGGUCCAGUCAGAGCCAGGCUGCAGCACCGGUUCAAAUCCCAACUCCAAUCCAAUCCAUCCCAACUCCUGCUCCUGCUCCUGCUCCUGCUCCUGCUCCUAGUCCGGCAGCUGCAGCAUCAAAUGGCGGGUCAGGUUUCAGUCGGAUGGCGUCGAUCAGCAGCCUCUUCCGCUCCCAUCGGCGUGGCACAACCCCGGCUACCCCAGUCACGCCGGCGAAUAACACAAACCCAUGGGGGAUGGCUGCUGUGUCUGAAACACCUACAGAGAUUAACCCAGGUCUGUUUCUGGACUCUCCGAUCGACACCAUGAUCCAGGCUCCUGCUUUCCCUGGAUUGAGAGAAAUCAACCUGGACAGCAUCCAGGCGCCAGAGCCGAGGACCAGAGAGGAGUUCCUACAGUACUCCAUGACCUUGACCCUUGACACCAACACAGCCCACCGUCGGCUCGCUCUCUCCGAAAGCAACACCAAAGCCACCCUGCAGGGGACGGCGCAGCCCUACCCGAACACUCCCCAGCGCUUUGACGGCUGGACCCAGGUGAUGUGCGAGAGCCCUCUAUAUGCCCAGCGCUGUUACUGGGAGGUGGAGUGGAGAGGUCGAGGCUCCUCCAUGGGCGUAGCGUACGGGGCGAUGAACAGGAAGGGCUUGGAUGCACGCUCGGGGCUCGGGUACAACGCCCAGUCCUGGACCCUGGAGCUGUCGGACACCUGCUGCUCGGCCAUGCACGACAACCAGAAGAAGGACAUCCCGGUCACCUACUCUCCACGCCUGGGGAUCUACCUGGACCUCUCCACGGGGACGCUGGCGUUCUACAGCGUGGCUGAAAGUAUGACGCACCUUCACACGUUCAGGGCUAACUUCACCCAGCCGCUUUACGCCGUGUUCGGGGUGGGCAGCGGGGUCGGGGUGGGCUUGGACUUCGCUCUCGGACAGUUUAGUUCCAGCUCGGACAGCAUCAAGAUCUGUCCCAUGUGAGCAUAUGGGCUGGAUGAAGCUUAAGUUUGAAUUGAAAAGAGUAAAUGUGUAAGAUAUGGUCAACAAUUUAGGUCUAAAAGCCAGAAAUUCAACAAAGAACUGACAUUAUGAUUUGUUGUUUACAUAAUUUUAAAGACGUGCAUGUAUUGAUUUGAAAGAUCUACUGAAAUGCUAACCAGCUAGCCCCACCCUUACUCGUUAUACUACUUACGCUUUGAGGCAAUAGUGAGUCACAAAUGCACGCCCCACAUAAAGAUCAUUAAAGAGUUGUCUUAUAACUUGACAGGCUCAGCCGUUCGGUUGAUUUGUACAUAUUCUUACUCUGUUGUUCGUGAGUAGCAGGCUUUAUAUUUAUAACCAUUGACUGUAAAUGUGUGCUAAUGCCUGAUGCACUUAGUGGAAGAAGAGCAAACCUGUUCACUAAUUCUGCCACCAGGUUUGAUGAGUAAUAAAACAACAACGUGGUGAGUCGGUGGCUUUUGUUUCCAUUGCUUUAUUUAAAAAAAGAGGCAACUGAAAAGUAGCUUACAGAGGAUUAUGAUCUUAUAAAGGGAGGCAUGAAGAAGGGAGAGCUUAUAUCAUAGCUAAAAGACACACAGCUGAACUCCUGCAUUGCUGGAAAAGGGUGAUAUAAUACAUCAAAGGUUCGGGUAAGAAAAGUCUGGAUGUUCUUCUCAUACUUUAUAUAUGUGUAUUGCAUUACUUGAAAAUAAAUCCACUUUUGCCCUCA